CUCACUGCACGCCGAGCAGACAACGUGCAACAGUCAGAAAAAGAGCCUGGCCUACAUGAAAUGAUCUAUGUGCUACACCAAUGCAUACGUACCUGUAUCUUCGAAUUUAGUGCUCUUAAAGUUAUUUCACGGCGAAGUUGUCGAAGUGGCAAGAUAGGACGUGCAUCAAUCAAGUGAUUGUUUUCCAGAUUUUAGCCGUAUCAAGUGCGGAUUGAUCAAACUCGUACUGAAAAUCGUCAACCAUCUUCUGAACCCAGCUAUUGUCUAAUUAACAUUCAGCAAGGUUCGAAUGGGGGAAUUGAACAGGAGUGAUGAAAAGUGGACGUUUUAGUGAGUGAAUUGUGGUUCCACCGAUAAAACCCGUGGAAAACUUCUUCUAGGCUAUCUGUUUAACGCAUCGUGCGUCGUGAAUUGCUAGAUUCGUACAUGUGAGCAAGCAGACUUCCAGACCUGUCUCCUAAUAGCUUAAUCAACUACACCGGCACAAUCUUUGGCCUAGCAAGAAUUUUUUCGAGGAAAACUUGUCGUCGUCCGUCGUUCUUCGUGUGAGUGAUCUCGAGAGGUGUCAAAUGGCGUCAAGCCGUAAGCGUGACGCGCCGGCAUUAGAUUCUCCAACUGUUUAUGUCGCCUGUGCAGUAAUUUUCGCUGCGCUUGUAUCCUCUACUGUGGCUCUUGGCGACACGGGGCCUACGGCACAAUUCGUGACACUGAAUUCAGGCGAAUACGAUAACGACAGUCCGGUAGAGCCGCCUCCAGGCGAUUCUGGAAACCGGGCGGGUUCAUCAGGAGCAAUGAGCAUCACUAAGGAACGCCUUGCUUUAGACUGUAACCGAAUCCCUUCAGGGGCGAUAGCAGAACGAACUCCUGGCUCAGGAGGAUUCUCUAUAAGACUGAGUGGGUCACCGAAGAAUUAUGUGCCACGCGAGGGCUACACAGUGUCAAUUCAGGCCCCACAGGACGUGCUCGAUUCGUCGUCACCAAAAUUUGUCGCAUUUACUCUUGUGGUGGAAAGCUCGGACCCGAACCGUAUCAACCCUGAUGUAGGGGCAUUUCAGCUGUUCGGCGAUGCGUUAUCGCGCUAUUCGGAUGAGUGCCCCCAGGCUGUAGAGCAGGCCUCGCCAGUGGCUAAGGCGGAGGUAACUGUUUUGUGGACGGCUCCUCCGGCCGCUGGCGCCGGGUGUGUCAGCUUCAAGGCUGCCGUCGUCGAGUAUGCAGAACGCUGGUUUAUGGACGAUGGUAACUUGACAAAGGAGUUAUGCCCAGAAGAGCAGGAUAAUGCCGAUGAGCAGCCUCCUGUGCUUGAAGAAUGCUGCGCCUGCGAUGAAGCGAAGUACGAAAUGACCUUUGAGGGCCUUUGGUCUAGAUAUACGCACCCGAAAGGCUACCCUGAUAGAGUUCUCCAUCUUAUAACGGACGGCGAGCAUUUCAAAUGGUUAUCAGUUGAUUCGGCUGUAUACAGCGAUGAGUGGCUGACGCACUUUUCGGACAUAAUUGGUGCAUCCCACGCGGCCGACUUCAAGAUGUGGGAGUAUGAUGGCUUUGCCUCAGAAGGUGUUCGCAGUGUAGCUGAACACGGAGCCACAAAGAAACUCGAAGCUGAGCUCAAAGCCCAGUCAGGAAAAAUUCGUACUAUUAUUAAAGCUCGCGGAUUGUGGUAUCCGAACGUAAACGGCAAGACGUUCGCUGUAUUUCGUGUAGAUCGCAAACACCACGUGAUGUCCGCUUUGUCGAUGCUUGGACCCUCCCCAGAUUGGCUGGUCGGAGUGAGUUCACUCGAGUUAUGUCUGAAGAAUUGCUCUUGGUUAGCCUCGAAGACAAUAAAUCUCUAUCCGUGGGACGCCGGUACUAGUGAUGGUCUUUCAUAUGUAGUCGCACAACGCGAAGCAUCAAGCCCUCAGCAGCGAAUUCAUAAAAUCACGUCGUCCUUCCCAGCGGAUCCAGAUUCUCCUUUCUUUGAUCCCACUGGAACGCCUAUGAAGCCAGUCGCAAAACUUACCAUUACAAGGCAACGACUCUAUGAGAAGGUUUCGUGCGAUAACGAGGACAACGAACCGAGCAAUGGAGAGUCACGUCAUCACGUUAUCAGCAUCAGUGAGGACUCAGGUUUCGAAGGAUCGAAUAGCAGUAUGGGUGCCGGCAGCUCCGCGUCAGGAAGCUCCUCGCUAGAUGCAUGCGCGGUCGGUCCUUGGGGCGUAUUUGGUCCCUGUUCGGCGUCUUGCGGCAUCAGCAACAGCGGGAGCGGCGUACGAGUUCGUACGCGCGCCUACCUGCGGGGUGAAGCGGCUGUGGCAGCUUACUGCCGAGUCCAACUAAUCGAAAGUGCACCGUGCGAGGUAGAAUGUACCAAUGGAAUAUCAUGCGAAGCGACACCGUGGACGGAGUGGGCUGAAUGCAGCGCCACAUGCGGAAAGGGAGUCCGCUUACGUCGAAGGAAAUACAAACAUCACAUGGCUCGUCGCGUCUGCUCCGUCGAUCUUAUGGAGAAGGAGCAAUGUGAAGCGGCCAUUGCAUACUGCGUACCGGAGAAUAUUUCUCCAGCGUGCGCGGUCAGUCCAUGGUCCGAGUGGUCUUCGUGUUCAGCGUCGUGCGGGACCGGGUUCCGCGUCCGGACACGAGGCUAUAUUAAUAGACGGCAAGCUGUCAUAGCUCGCUGCGGCAUAGAGCAACUUCAACGAGCCGUGUGUCGAUCAAAGGUGGAGUGCGGGGACAACGAAAAAAAAGGCUCUUCUCCACUUCAAUUUCAUAGACCAGCCCCGCUAAGGAGAACUCUAAUACGAGGAGGCCCGAAAGCAAGCCAUCAGCUACCCGGAGGGCACCGGGGGGGCUGGAUGUCAGGAGGAAGCAGUAGCAGCCUAUCGGGUUGGGGUGGGGCACCGUUGUUCGAGCCGCCCGUGACGGUCGUCUCUGAAGAGGGCGAUCCUGUCGAUUGCGUUCUGACCCGAUGGUCAGAGUGGGGAGCAUGCACAAAGACGUGCGGUCUCGGCCGGAGAGAGCGGCGGCGAAUGGUAAAAAAGAACCCAGCGCACGGCGGAAAGUCAUGUCCGAAAAAGCUUGUGCAACGACGAAGAUGCCGUGAAAAUCCGCCGUGCAGAUCCGGUAUCAAGCAACAUUCUUUGGUGACAAGUUUGGUGCCCUAUGCGGAUAGUUUGGCGAUCAUUUCGGUGCCACUAGUACCGUAAAGACUAAUGGCUGUAAUAUAUAAUAAUUAUAUAUUAUUUACAAUGGAAAGACGGAUUACAUCAAAGAAGCAGGUGUACAGAAGCAACAAAUUUACCAUGCAAUUAAUGACAAGGGUUGGUCGCCAAUGCAGGGAUAAACUCCGGAACGAUUUCGUCUUGAGUUAUUUGUAGAAAGAUAUGCCGCGUGGUCGUUAGCAGCUGAUACUGAAAUACGCUACGACGAACGUAGACGUAAUAACGGAUAUAUAUCGAAAUCUGGCGCGCGAAAUUGCUCUGAGAAGUUUCGACGACGCGCCCAAUAGACAAGUUAUUAUAUAUUACUCGCCGUACGCAGACGAAUUUUCUAGCAUUUACGUGCGUUCAGCGCUGAACGGCAAAAGAACUAUGUUUAUUACCAACUAGCACCUAUGCUGUAAAUCUCAGUAGAUCUGCAUAGAGUGCAUUUUUGAGGCUAGAUUUUCAAGUUGUGCGGGACGAGGUCGUUCGCCUUUAUAGAGUCAACAGUACACAUACAAACACAGUCUAUUUGUAAAACGAACUUUAAUAGUCCGCUCGUGAAGUCGUAAACAUUUAGCUUAGGAUAUGUGUAUACAGUGCUCAAAUGAGGGACGUGAAUUCCUUGUGCGCCUCCAAGUCUUUUUUUUUUUGUCUUUUUUUUAGUUAGACUUACUGUUGUUCACCCAUAAUAAUCAAUUCGAUUUAUUUACACAGAUUGUGUAGUAUGCGUCGUUGGCAGGACCUGAAGCAGGCACGCCUGCUAUCUACUAACCGGAAGCUUCCAAGCCACCGUAUCUGCAUAUGUUAAUAAUGCCUUUACAGCACAUUUCUAGAUGCUCAUGUUUUUCUACACACAAACACGAUCUCGUCGGACAGCUGUAGUCGAUUAAAAAAGUCAGGCUAAGAUUCACUGGUCAUCGGGUAACUUUCAACCUAUACGUUUGUAGAUGUAGCGCUAUCCCGCGAAGCGCACUACCCACUGUGUUCCGUUGCAUCGAUGCUUGAAUGAUACUUGUUAGUAUUUCUAAAAUUCUACAAUACGCUAAAAAGUGAUCAUUAAUCUAUGCGUACAUUUAUCGAUACGAGACAUUAACUGAAGCAAGAAAUUUGGCUCUAUCAGAAGUUACGCGCACGGGAGGAUGUCAGUUGCCGCCGUCUCUCCCGACUCGAGUGGAUCGGCAUUGGUUCGUUGCCAACGAGCGCGUUCCAUGUCAAUACUUAGGUAAACAGAAAUUGAUAUAAAGAACACGGUACAGCAGGGGCGAGCGCUUAGUUCGCCAGAGAUUCUAAGCACAAUUGAUUUGGUGCAUCAUUUGCUGGUCGGAGGUCACGGCCUUCGUGUACAAUGCCAUCAUUUCGGGCAAUCAUUUUGCCUAUCACGCGCCCAGCCGAACUACCGAAUGCGCGUUGAUGGUGUGUUAUGUCUUCCUUGAAAAAACGUACGUCCUUGUAUCGGUUCUAACGUGAUGGAGGAACACAUAGCUGGAUGUUGGAGGCAGAUAGACGUUUCCGCCAUUACGUGCGGAGCUCACAAAUGAUGAUGUUUCAAAAAGUGCGCUAAUCCACAAAGAGACAGAGCUCGCAGCGAUAGAACAAGACGAAACGCUAUUAUGUCUGCCUGCCUCUGUGAAAAGGAUGUCAUAUAAGAAACGAUGCUUGACCAAAGCGACCCCAUGUUAUAUCUUAAUUACUGGCCACCUUUCUCCUUGUCUAUAUCGAAGAAUAGAAAUGAUGAAACUGCCCGCCGGUAUCACUUGACGCCCGUUAGCAAGCAGGUUUUCUAGAGGUGUACCGCAUUAUUUUAUCAUAAAAAUAACCUAUACGAUCCGUUCUGACGAAAGAACUGUCUGUAUAUACGAAGAGAGUCUUAGACGCAGGCGGACGUACUAUAAACUUGUUUCACGUUUAUGGACGUGUGCUUAUUUGUGUGUAAGGCUAGACUAUUAUGAUAAUCUUGCUCACUAUUACUCUUACUACAGUUCGGUUUAAGACGUGAUACAUUGCGUGAUUUCAUCUAGCUAUUCGAUACGGCGAAAAAUUUUGCGCGAUCGUCCUACUCGAAUAGCGUGGCCUUCUUUCUACGUUUUAGGCAAUCCAAUACUUAUGAUAAUUGUCUGGGCGAUACAUUCUAUCAAAUUUGGCGAUAGACUUCCUUGUUUUAUGUGAAUAUAUAUAUCUUCUACAAUUACUACGAAAAA
Molecule: messenger RNA, 5374 nt
Organism: Varroa destructor (honeybee mite)
Lineage: Eukaryota; Metazoa; Arthropoda; Arachnida; Mesostigmata; Varroidae
Product: spondin-1-like
Biological process (GO): cell adhesion
Cellular component (GO): extracellular matrix
Source: RefSeq, a predicted model, not a curated record